Cynocephalus volans (Philippine flying lemur) is the source of this 2939-nucleotide messenger RNA. It is a transcript of the gene JRKL, whose product is annotated as JRK like. Lineage: Eukaryota; Metazoa; Chordata; Mammalia; Dermoptera; Cynocephalidae. The transcript has a single exon. The record is from RefSeq and is a predicted model, not a curated record. Gene Ontology annotation, cellular component: nucleus. Gene Ontology annotation, molecular function: DNA binding. Bases 486 to 2060 code for a protein of 524 amino acids.
GAGCUAAGCCCGGCGCGGGGAAGUGGGGCUGCGCAGCGGUAGGGCCGGGCUUCUGGGGAAAGAAUCAAACGUAACCGUUCCCCGGUGAAGGGGACCAGUCCCCGACUCCCUGGCUCUUCCGCUCUCCGCCGUAACUUCGGGGUGUGGCAGGGUUAGUGACGGGCAUUUACUCGGGAUCUGUGCGUGAAGGAGGUUUGUGGCCACUGGGGUAAUAAAAGACAUGUGUAUAAUCCGGAUUAUCCGCGGUGACUUGGGGCCUCCAGCACUGUCCGUCUAAGUUAAAGGCCUGUUCCCUCAAACUUCCUCCUCUUUCACCUUCCUCUGCCGUCCCUUUGCCAGCCAAGCCCAGCCGGGGAGGGGGUCAGGGCCACCAGGUUGCUGGUAAGGUUGAAAGACUGACUGUGUUAAAGUGAGUCUGUGUAAAAGAAGGAAGGAUUUUGUGGAUUGCUACAGUGCGAGUGUGUGGUGAGUCCCAGAGCUUAAGCAUGUCAGGGAAACGGAAGCGUGUGGUGUUGACUAUUAAAGAUAAGCUUGAUAUAAUCAAGAAACUUGAAGACGGAGGUUCUUCUAAACAGCUGGCAGUAAUUUAUGGAAUUGGUGAAACAACAGUUCGAGAUAUAAGAAAAAAUAAGGAAAAGAUUAUAACUUAUGCAAGCAGCUCUGAUUCCACAAGUCUUCUGGCUAAGAGGAAAUCUAUGAAGCCGUCCAUGUAUGAGGAACUGGACAGAGCAAUGCUGGAAUGGUUCAACCAGCAAAGAGCAAAAGGGAAUCCCAUAUCUGGACCAAUUUGUGCAAAAAGGGCAGAAUUCUUCUUUUAUGCUUUGGGAAUGGAUGGUGAUUUUAAUCCCUCUGCUGGUUGGUUAACACGGUUUAAGCAGCGGCACAGCAUUAGAGAGAUUAACAUUAGAAAUGAAAGAUUAAAUGGAGAUGAGACUGCAGUAGAAGAUUUUUGUAACAACUUUCGAGAUUUUAUUGAGCAAGAGAACUUGCAGCCUGAACAAAUCUACAAUGCAGAUGAAACUGGACUCUUUUGGAAAUGCCUACCUUCCAGGACUUCAGUAAUCAAAGGUAAAUGCACUGUCCCUGGGCACAAGUCAGUUGAAGAAAGAGUCACUAUCAUGUGUUGUGCCAAUGCCACAGGUUUACACAAACUUAAACUUUGUGUUGUGGGGAAAGCGAAGAAACCUAGCUCCUUCUUGUCAACUGACACCUUAAAUCUGCCAGUCUCCUAUUUCAGCCAAAAAGGAGCAUGGAUGGAUCUUUCCAUUUUCCGACAAUGGUUUGAUAAGAUUUUUGUGCCACAAGUUCGAGAGUAUUUAAGAUCCAAAGGCUUGCAAGAAAAGGCUGUGCUCUUGUUGGAUAAUUCACCAACACAUCCAAAUGAAAACGUCCUGAGGUCAGAUGAUGGCCAAAUAUUUGCUAAAUAUUUACCACCUAAUGUGGCUUCAUUGAUUCAGCCCUCGGAUCAGGGAGUCAUAGCAACAAUGAAGAGAAACUACCGCGCAGGUCUUCUCCAGAAUAACUUGGAAGAAGGUAAUGACCUGAAAUCAUUCUGGAAGAAGCUAACUCUGUUGGAUGCACUUUAUGAAAUAGCAAUGGCAUGGAACUUAGUAAAACCAGUUACCAUUAGCAGAGCAUGGAAGAAGAUUCUCCCUUCCAUAGAGGAGAAAGAAGGCUUGGAUUUUGAUGAAGAAGAUAUUUCUGUGGCUACUGUGGCCACCAUUUUACAACACACCAAAGGAUUGGAAAAUGUGACUAUGGAGAACAUUGAAAAAUGGCUUCAAGUAGACAGUACUGAACCAGGCUAUGAAGUAUUAACUGACAGUGAAAUCAUCAGACGAGCCCAAGGCCAGACAGAUGAAUCCAGUGAAAAUGAGGAGGAAGAAAUAGAACUGAUUCCAGAGAAACAUAUUAAUCAUGUAACUGCUCUCCAGUGGACUGAAAAUUUAUUGGAAUAUCUAGAACAACAAGGUGAUAUGAUUUUACCUGAUAGACUGGUUAUACGUAAACUUCGAGCCACCAUCAGAAAUAAACAGAAGAUGACAGACUCAAGUCACUAAUGGCAUUUCAGUUUUAUCAUUGUUUUGAUAAUUGUUUGUGACACUUAACCUCUUUGCAAUAUGUUUUAAUUUCUUUUUUUUCUGAUUUAGACACAGUCCUGUGAAAUGCAGAUAUAAAAAUGUAUUUGAGGAUUAUGUGUUUUCAUCAUGUGUGUCACUUGUCCUUUUAUUUGUGCAGAUAAUCAGAAGCUGAUUCUGUAUAAAUGUAAAUUAUAUGUACACAUGUAUUUACUUUUGUAAAUCUACAAUUAGCCCUUCAGUGACAGUGACGUUACCUAAAUUUUCUAGCAUAAGUUGAGUGAACAGAUUGAGAACUUUUCUGAAAUUGUUUGCUUAAUUUGUGAGGGCUGCCACAGUAAUCUUUUUUUGUGCUAACCAUCUUAAAUGGUUGUCUGUUUUGUAUAUCUGUAUAGGCUUGACAGGAUGAGAAAGAUUUAUAUUGUUAGAUUUCAGGAUUAUCUAUAAUUCAAAAAUGAAGUCCAAUAAUGAUGGGGAAACAAUGAUCUAUGAAUUAUAAAAGUAACUUACAAAUAAUACUUCUGUACUCAUGUAUGUGUGGGUGUCAAGAGAGAAAGAUUGUUCUGGAAAUGAAGUAAAUAUAAUAUAGGAAGUGGUUGCUAAAUGAGUGCAGAACUUUUGGAAAGCUGGUAUAUAAAAGGUAUUCUCAUCAAUUUAUUUGUAGGAAAUGGAAUUAAAAAUUUUGGGAACUUUAGGUUAUUUACACAAAGGGAACGAACAGGCUUGUUUUAAUUUGGUCUUUUUAUUAUAUUAUGAAUUGGGUAACAGUAUAGGUUUAUUAUUUAUUCAUCUAAUCAUAGCACAGGUUUUGUAAUGUUACCUUUGAUGAUAUGAGCUCCUGCCUUAUAUUUUGGGAGAAUA